Molecule: messenger RNA, 3075 nt
Organism: Nezara viridula (southern green stink bug)
Lineage: Eukaryota; Metazoa; Arthropoda; Insecta; Hemiptera; Pentatomidae
Source: the annotation of a GenBank genome assembly
AGGUUGGCGGCAGAUUCUGCUACUACUUCUUUGUCUUCGCUGAGGUCAUUGCCGUCAACACCAAGAAGAACUAUCAUCACCACUAAUUCAUUAUCAGACCGAAGCAAACCUCCCACUAUAAUCAUAUUCUCAGAUAGUUCAUCUGCGGCUGACUGUGUCAAAGUAGCACUAGAAACGGCCCUCACGAGAGACAUGUAUACGAUUCAUAUCUUGAGCUUCUCCCAGAUGCAUACAACUCCAUGGCUGAGUCAAACUUGCUUGGUUAUAGUUCAUGGCAACGUUCCCCCUUCCUUUACUGAGGGAAUCACCAAUUACGUUCUAGAAAGUAACGGAUCAGUGUUGUGCCUUUGUUCUGACUAUUUAGGUUCCGUGUUGCCGAUGUUCCAUACCGCUGAGGUACGGCCUAAUGAACUUGUGCAGUGCUCUUACAAAAGCUGGAAGCAUGUUCCUCUAAUGCAUCAUUUGUUCUGCUACCAGCCGUCUCCGUCCAUUCCACAGUUCUCACAUGAUGAACAAACCAGUUUGAGUGUCAUACCGGAUUCUGUUGAAGUUAAAGAUAGUAAAGGAAAUUCGCACAAGUUGAAGGUAGAAGUACUCGGUGCAGAAGAGACCUGGCAAACCCCCAGUUUGCUCUUGGUAUCGCUCAACGAUUCAGCAAAGAUGGUCUUCUCUCAGGUCCAUUUAGAAGUUGACCCAGAGCAUUUUGAGAGUGAUGUAUCCAAUCGUGACGCACUUGUCAAAAGUAACAAAGCUCGUCUCGAAAUUUUGCUGGACGUCCUUGGCAAUGUUCUCGGCCUCGAGUGUAUAUCAGGCCAAAAAGAAGUGGACUAUUCUCUCGCCUACUUUCUCGGAAACCAUGAGGUAAAACAAGAUCUGUUGGAUAAACUUAAGAAUGAUGGUUUUUUGGAGAGCAACUUGUCUUUGAAGGCUGGUAGAAUUACGCUGAAGUUCUGUGGAAAGGGAGUGAGCCCUCCACCGGCGACGUCAUCCGUACUGCCUGUCCUAAUGCACGCCUGUCCUCAGACUUUUUCGACGUUUGAUUACUUUGAGAACUUGAAGACUGAAAAAAUUGGACGUCUAGUUAUUUUUUCUGAUGUUUUGACUUCAUCCAUGGACAUUGUUCAAAAUGUAAAUUUUUGCCAUGGUUUUACUGUCAUACCUUAUUAUCAAACUAAAGGAAAAGGCCGAGGCGGUAACACUUGGUUAAGCCCAAAGGGUUGCGCUAUGUUUUCAAUACAGAUACAUGUGCCAUUGAAUAGCGUCGUCGGAAGACAUUUACCGUUGCUACAACAUGUGGUCAGCCUGGCCAUUGUUACGAGCAUCUGCCAGCUCCCUGGUUUAGAAGGAUUAGAUAUUGGAGUAAAAUGGCCGAAUGAUAUAUAUGCCAAUAAAAAGCACAAACUCGGAGGUGUAUUAGUGACCAGCACAGUUAUCAACAACACUGCCAUCUGCAAUAUUGGUUGUGGUUUAAAUUUAAAAAAUGAAGAGCCGACCGUUUGUGUCCAUGAACUGAUCAAAAGAAUGAACAAGCAAUUAUCAACAAAUUUGGAACCAAUAUCGUAUGAAAAGUACUUUGCUAAUGUGUUCAAUAAAAUAGAGGAGAUGUUUAAUUUAAUUGAAUCGACUGGAAAUCUAGACAACUUUCUACCAAUUUACUACAAUUAUUGGUUACACAGUGAUGCUGAUGUAGAAAUACGGACAACAGACGGCGAGUCGAAAAAUGCCAAGGUGAAAGGGAUCGAUUCGUCUGGAUAUUUAUUGGUAGAGCUGCCCGGAGGCGUUGAGACUGUUGUACACCCCGACGGAAAUACGUUCGACAUGUUGGCUGGCCUCAUCGUUCCCAAGUUCUCCAGUUCGUAAGGCAGUAGCAUUAAGUAUGGAAUUAGGGGAUUCCCCGAUCCAAUUACCUAUUUGAUGUUUGCCUUAUUUAAAAUCGUAGAUUUAUUUACAAUUUUUAAAAGUGUAUUAGUCAUUUAACAAACACUUAGGUAUUUAUUUUUAUUACACUGUUGUUUGUUAUUAGUUUAUUAAUAAUAAAUUCUUCCAUGACUAAGUUAACAAUUCACUUGGUUAUAAUUAGUUAGUAUCGAUUAGUAAUGUUUAGAAACUAACAAAGCUUUGUUGUUUGGGAGGGAAAAGAGGAAGGAAUGGAUGUAUUCCUAGACUUCCGCGAAUUGCACAUAUUAAUUUAUUAGGACCACUUGUGUUCAAUUAACACACAAAAUAAUCUAAUUUUGUGUAAAUUACUUAAAUUUCAAUAUUAUAAUUUUUUUUCCCAUAAUUUUAUUGACCGAGGUUUCAUCAUUUACUACCUGGUUUACUUCUUUUUUCUGAAUACGAAUGCGACAUGGGAGGAAAUGAACUGUCAAAAGGUCUGAUUAAUUAUAAGGGUUUAAGUGCUGUUGAAGAAAUAUUGGGAAUUAAAAUAUUUCAUGAAAAAAAUGUUGAUGGUUUUUCCGACUUGUGAUUUUGAUAAAUUUUUCCUCCAAAAGUGUCUGUUAUACUAAAACGCAUAAAUUGAGGAGUUGUCCUUAGCUCUUUAAAUGAUUUUGUACUUAAUUUGUAAUCUAAUUUUCCAUUAUUUAUCAUUUUUUACCUGUUGAACAGGAUAUAAUAGAUAAACAUUUACACAAACAAAAAUAGAAUAUAUCAUUGAUUAAUUGUAAAAAGUCAUCCAAGUACAUUUUUUAUGAAGUUAAACUUCUUGGUAUGUUUUACCAAAUUACCACCUUAUUUAUCAGGAAGUCAUAAAAAUGACACAAACUUUUUAACUGUUAAAUGUAGUUAUACUAAACGCACAAUUUUCUGAUUAUAAUUAGGGAAAGAUCAUCAAAGUAUUGGGUUGGCAAAUAAGUCCUUUCAUUUUUUCAUGUAUUCACCUAUCUUUCCACUAAUUGCAUAGUGCUAUAUUCGUAGAAGGUCUAGAGUUUGUAGUAAAAAAACUGAUCUAAGCAGUUUUUGAUAUGAUGUUUUGUAAUUUCUUUCAAUUCAUAGAGUUCUGCAGAGAUAUGAAUAAAUGGUAGUCUCUUGGAACUAGGUCUUGUGAAUAUGGUGGGUGAGUUAAAAUGCCCAGGA